Clonostachys byssicola is the source of this 1581-nucleotide messenger RNA. The record is from the annotation of a GenBank genome assembly. Lineage: Eukaryota; Fungi; Ascomycota; Sordariomycetes; Hypocreales; Bionectriaceae.
AUGGCGCAGGAGUUAUACACACGUUUUGAUCUUCUGCUCCAACAAUACCGACUUUUUACACUCUCGCCUUCAGAUGAUAAAAAUUCUCCAAUUGAAGGCUCUAUCCGGACAAGGAACUUCAAUGAUGGAACUCCUUUCGAAGUUUUGUCUUACGCACGCGAGAGCUCCAAACUUAUGAAUCUGAUAUACAUUGACCAGGAGACCGUGCUCGUUCCGGCGAAUGUCGGAGCCGCUCUUCGUAGGUUGCGCUACCGCAAUGAGCCCCGACAUCUCUGGGUCGACUUUAUUUGCGUAGGCCAGCGAUCCCUAUCUGAGCGCUCCUUUUAUAUCAGGUUCAUGAAGACGAUUUUGAGGAAGUGCGUUCGUGUGUUAGUAUGGUUUGGGCCAAAUCUCACUCCACCAGGCGAAUCUUCAACGGCAAGCGAAGAAGAUGUUGGGAGAGGCCUGCAGCUGAUAGAGAGAAUCUGCAACAAGGAUCCUUCCUUGCUUCAAGAUUUAGAGAAGCGAGCCGCAGACGUGAUUUUCGAGCCGGAACCUGGAAUGAGGCUCGUGACCCAAGAGCAGCAGCAGGACCUUGAAAAUGCUCUUCAAAGCCCACCUAUAUGGAAGGAUUUGUGGACUAUCCGGGAUAUCUGUCUUGCGCCGCAAGUUCACCUCGUCACAGGCUCCCACGUUUUGGACUGGGCUAAAAUUGAAGGUCUCCUGGGCGAUGGUUCAUACGCAAAGUCAAUCUGUGGGCUAACUUACCACGGACUGGUUUCGAUAUUGUUCCGCAUGAUGGAGAUGGUCGCUAGAAUUGACCAUCAGAGACAAACCAUGAGAAAUGUUCUUGCAGGGUCAGAAGCGCAGUCAGAGCAGUCACUGCUGGCAGUAAUGGGACAAUUCCGUUCUGUUGAGACGGCGGACUCGAGGGACCUUACUUACAGCAUGAUAAACCUUGCGACGGACAUGGAUGAUCUUAGGAUUGACUGCGGAGACUCCCCUGGAAGAUUAUUCUCAAAUCUGACCGAGCUACUCAUCAAUCGCGACGAGAACUUGGACGUGAUAUAUCAGGGCCCCUGGAGAUCUUUCCCAGCCGACACGUUUGAUUCCGGCUAUGGCUACUCUAUUAGCAGCCCAACAGUGGAGAAGCCUUCUUGGGCUGCCAACUUUCAAAAAAGCCCCCAUGGGCGUCUAUUCCCAAGCAAUUGUCCCUACAAAGCUGGGCGGCCUUCCUGCGAGGUGCCAUGCCGUGUAAUCGACGGCAAGGUACUUGUUGCCAAGGGCGUAAAGCUCGGGCGUGUGGGAAAGAUCAAACAAUCCGACUACGAUUACCAAAAGGGGAUGGACUGGAUCAACCCUGAGGGCGGGCCACGAGUGAUGAGAAAAGAUAGCCUGCCUAUGGAAUACCUUGAUCUGUACCUUGACCGGGCCGUUUUGAUGGAAUCAGAUGCAACAACUCAGGAAUACGUUACUGGCGAAUCUUGCCUCAGAGCCUUCUGGCGCACUCUGGUGAUGGACUGCGGAUCACCUCCUACAAUUCGACUCACGGCGCGACAGAUCGAGUCGGAAGACGCUAUAAGUGGUCUCGGAGGAUACUAG